Messenger RNA from Dicentrarchus labrax (European seabass), 3193 nucleotides. RefSeq lists its product as uncharacterized. Bases 74 to 1000 code for a protein of 308 amino acids. The transcript has 2 exons. The record is from RefSeq and is a predicted model, not a curated record. NCBI's taxonomy places the organism in Eukaryota, Metazoa, Chordata, Actinopteri, Moronidae.
GGACGGCCUGUCAGACACACACAGGUACUGUUGUCCAGUUGACUCUUUUUUGCACAGAUCAGUAAUUCUCAAGAUGGACUGCCCUAGUGACAACGCAGCCCCCCUGUCUACUGUUGCUCGAGACAUCUGCCCUUUCCCAAACUACAACCCCAGUCCUCUUUUCGUCAACAUGCUGUCCAUCAACUCUUCAGCUCACCUGAGGAACCACUACACAGCAGUGCAGUCCUCACUUACUCCCAAGCAGCUGGAGGACUUCACCCAGGGCCUGAGGAGCACUUUUGGCAGGGAGGGCAAGGUCACUUUUGGUGGGGUGGGGGUAGUGGCCCUGUCCCUGGCUGUGCUGUUUGACACCCUUGCAAAACAGGCAAGAGGAGAGUGGGUGUCAGAGUCAGAGCCCAUUCCAGGUUUAUUUUACAAAGACCUGAGAGGGUACUACCCACCACAUGUCUACACGGUCAGCAAGUACCUGAGGCUGGUACCCCACAUUGCUAACAACCCCACCAGGAUGAGAGAGGAGACAGCGAGGUACAUCAAGCAGUUAACAAUUGAUGACCAGUCUCUGGACAAUCUGGGAGAAAACCACACGGCACCGAUAACGGAAGACAUCACAAUACUAAACUCAAUUCUGGUAAAGUGGUUUACAAGCAGUCUGAAGCUUCAUCUGCUCCGCAUUAAAAACGCUACGGCCGAUGAGUUGGUCAUGUCUACUGGAAGACUACCAGCUGUCAUUAUCUUUAACCUGAACUGUAAUGCAGAGGCAGCUGACAAAGAAUUUUUGGCUGAAGUAAAGAAAUCUGACAGCCACAUCCAAGAAACUUUUAGAAGAUAUAUGUCAAACAUAGGAAAGACAUAUCUGCUCCAGGUUGCCGAACUAGAAUGGGUAAAUGCCAUAUUCGACCUCUCGUGUGCAAUUGGAAAUAUGGAUGAUUUAUUGAUUGCCCAGAGACAGGAUUUUGACCUGAAAGCCAAUGCACUCAAAAAUGGGCAGAAUACACUGUAAAAAAAAUCUGUGUAUUUUACGGUAAAAUACUGGCAGCUGUGGCUGUCAGAACUUUACCGUUAAAAAUAUGGUGACCAUGUUUAAGACAUUAUGGUAUGCUUUUAGGAACUGUAAAUUUCAAGGUUGAAAAUGGUUUAAUUUACAGUAAAUUACUAUAAAAAAACAGAUGUAUCAUAAACCUAUUUACAAUAAGUUGCUGUAAAAAUAACAGCUAUAAUAUUAAAUAUUACGGUAAACUACAGUAAUUAAUAUAGUGACCUGAAGAAACACCUGUGACCAUAAUAAUUUCAUAAUCAACCACUAAAAACUAAUAAAAAAUACUGAUUUGUUUUUUCUAAAGGAGGAAAUUAAAAAAAUAAAAAACAUUUCUUUACCUCUGAAGGAACUCAAGUGUGGAGCUCAGAUCCACGGGAUAAUAGAUAUUGAGGCAGUAGUAGGUUCCAAACAUCAAACAGAUGGCAUGAAGUUGGGGAUGUGGUCAUUCACAACCUUUCCAUCUACACUCAACAUGAACUGUCUUGAGGCAUAGCAGGAGGUUCCUGCAAAGAACAUACAGAUGGAAUAGCAGACCAGCCAUUACCAUCCAAAAGCUGUCUUACCAAACUUGCUAGGUUUUGAAGCAGCACUUUAAAACAUGACAGUGCAUUUCAUGUAAUACUUCCUAACCUUAGGCUCCUUCAGUGAAACUGAUUAUCAACACUUACCACAUACAGUGAUGCAUGGUGUUACAGGCAAGCUUUCCACUUGUACUUCCUUUGCCAGACAUGUUUGUUUAACAUAGUGGAAGAGGUUCUCUUCUUUUUCAUCGAAGUAGGACAGAAGGAGCACCAUGUCCUUGACAUCUUCUGAGCAGCCCUCCAACUGUCCUCUCAGAAUUUCCAGCUUUGUGACAGCCUGAAGAACUCUUUUGUUCUUGUCUGCACAAAUAGUUCUCAUGAAGUCCAGAAGUCGUUUUCCCUUUUUUUCUACAGUUUUUAGCAGUGAAGUAAGUAGAACAAACUCACGUUUCUAAGAAAAAGAUCACUGAAAUUUUCAGAUAUGUCCAAAUCGGCUUCCUCUGUGCCUGUCACUGGACCUGCAUCAUAGUGAGAGACAAAGUCACCUGACUCAGGUGGCGCAGAUGAUGACGGAUGAGAAGCAGAUUCUCUGUACACGUCACUCAUACUGCUGUUGGUAAAACCUCCUUGCUUCCGGGACAUAUGCACGGUAUAUGAAGACUUGACCUGGAAGUCAACACAAACGUGCAAAAAAGACAGCGUUAAAUUUAACCUGACUUUAUAUAGCAGACCUAUGUAUCGGUAUUGACGUUAUUACAAACCUUCAAGAAAGCUUUGUUUACUAUCAGACUGAAACAAAUUCUUAGACAUGCAGACAACUCUUAAGAAGAUCAUUUUACUUAGAUGCUCUUGAAUCGCGUUGUGCCAUCACGAACUGAUCCCCACAGAAACAAAAAACCAACUGCCUGGCCGCGGAGAGCUGCCACUUGGUGAAAUUACCACAACAAAGUUUGAAUUCCAUGACCCUGACAGUAGAAACUGUACUCUACUGCGCGUGUCUCUUUCUCCACUGCGCGUGUCACUGACUCUGUCACUGGUUGGCAAGCCUCACAGGUACAGCAGGUACUACCCCCCCUCCCCCCACCAGUCAACUGAGAGCAGAGUGCACACAAUAUUCUCCACAUGCUCUUCAGUCACAGCAGGCCUGUUUUAAGGAUUAUAAUGUUGAAAAUAAAAGCAGCUUUACAUUUAUCACACAGUUGACUUCAAAAUAAGACACCUAAUGCGACAUAACUCUUCCCAAGUACAGUUGAUAUUCAAAGAAUUUCUAUUCCGUCUGCUGAAUUACAUUUCCCAUCUUUUCUUGACUCUACAAUUAUGGGUACAUACCAUGUCCAUGGGUUGUAUUUAUCAAUUUGACUAAAUAUUCAUUUCAAGCAAUGACCAAUUUUAUAUUGGGUGAUAUUUCUUUCUUUUAGUACAGAAAGUUAACAAGUUCAUUAAUUUAUUUAACAAAUCAUAAACUGGAAUUUGCAGUUUUUGCGCUGUCCGAUUUCAUACAUUUCAAGUUUGCUCUUCAAAAUUAACCCUAGAAGACAUGUUUGUGUAUAUUAUUUUCAGCAUUAUUUGUUCAAAAUAAUCAUUAAAACAUGAUAAAGGUGUUUUCUGAAUCCUUAAUAAACAAAAUUAUUCACUU